AUGGUAACACUAGACGUCCAGGUGAGGACGCUGCAGCAGGCGGUGCAGCAGGCGGAGCAGCAUCUGGGCCGGCUCUGCGUCCUGCUGGCGUCCUACACCAGGAAGACGGCCCGGCUGAGGGACAAGGCCGACCUGCUGGUGGUCCAGCUGCUCCACCUGUCCGGCUGCGAGGGCCCCGAGCUGCAGCUGGCCCUCAGGAGCCUGGCCCAGGACCUGGCCGCGGUGCAGGACUACAGGCAGGCUCAGGUGGAGCGGCUGGAGAGCAGAGUGGUGGCUCCGCUGAAGGCCUACGGAGACAUCGUGAGGAGCAAGAGGAGCGACCUGAAGAGGUUCAGUUCUGACCUGAGCAGAGAGAUGAAGGAGCUGCAGAAGCUGGAGAAAGUUCGUCUGAGGAACCCUGCAGAUCGACAGAGCAUUUCUCAGGCAGAAGUAAACGCUCAGAAAGCCUCCAACAGCGCCCAGCGCAGCUCCAGGCAGCUGGAGGACACCAUCACUGACUUCCAGAGACAGAAGGCGGAGGACCUGAAGAGGAUUUUCUCGGACUUCAUCACAGUGGAGAUGCUGUUCCAUGCCAAAGCCCUGGAGGUCUACACACACACCUAUCACAACCUGGAAGCUCUGGACACCCAGAGGGAUGUGGAGCUGUUCAGUGGACGGAUCAGAAUGUCUGACUCUCUGAUGGGCCCCAUGGACAGCCUUCUGAGCGGCCCCUCGUCCCCCCUCGGCUCCAGCCCCCCUCUGGCCUCUCUGAAGACCCCCGUCCCAGGCUCCAGGCCAACCUGGACCACCGGACCCAGGCAGCAGGACUCGGCCCGCAGGGUUAGUCUCGAGGAGGAGGAGGAGGAGGAGGAGGAGGAGGAGGAGGAGGAAGAGGAGGAAGAGGAGACCGAGGAGGACCAGCACCCCAGCAGACAGUUGUAUGCUGCUCAGUUCGCUCAAAUGCGUAGAUGGAAACACUAA
Molecule: messenger RNA, 960 nt
Organism: Salarias fasciatus (jewelled blenny)
Lineage: Eukaryota; Metazoa; Chordata; Actinopteri; Blenniiformes; Blenniidae
Product: protein FAM92B-like
Biological process (GO): cilium assembly
Cellular component (GO): ciliary basal body; ciliary transition zone
Source: RefSeq, a predicted model, not a curated record